This is a messenger RNA of Sphaerulina musiva SO2202, 2655 nucleotides long. Its product is annotated as alpha/beta-hydrolase. Bases 11 to 1537 code for a protein of 508 amino acids. The record is from RefSeq and is a predicted model, not a curated record. The transcript has 2 exons. Lineage: Eukaryota; Fungi; Ascomycota; Dothideomycetes; Mycosphaerellales; Mycosphaerellaceae.
CCGCGUCUCGAUGAACAACAUCGUCCGACGCAGCAUGUCGUCCAUUGCCGUCUCUCCCGCCAAAAUCGUGAGCCAGAAAACCCAUCAAGUCGCAGGCAAACUCAGCGUAACCGAACACUUCUUCGAAGUACCCAAAGACUACACACAACCCUCCAACGGCGAAACCAUCCGAAUUUUCGGACGCAGCAUCCGCAAAAAUGAAAAUCCCCUCCUACCCAAAUCCACCUCCACCUCCUCUUCUUCCGAGCCCACCACCACUUCUUCUUCCCCCCAACUCCCUUGGAUGAUAUAUUUAAACGGCGGUCCAGGAAUGGAAUGUCGUCCACCACAACAAUACCCUUUUACACAACGUAUCCUAGAAGCCGGCUAUCAACUUUUUUUUCUCGAUCAACGCGGAACAGGUUUUUCCUCUCCCAUCACCGCUUCAACUCUACAAAUGCUGCAGCAAGGAAAACCCAACAACAAGGACAACAAAAACAAAGCCAACGACGAAGAAACUCAAACCCAAAAUCUCAAACUCUAUCGUGCAGAUAACAUCGUCCGAGACUGUGAAGCCAUUCGACAAAUUCUCACCGCAGACUAUCCUUCUGGAUCUCCUACUGGACCUACUACCGCUGACUCGGAAAAGAAAAAAUGGAGUACAAUCGGUCAAUCAUUCGGAGGAUUCAUUACCAUGACCUAUUUAUCCUUUUACCCCCAAGGACUUCGCGAAAGUUUCAUUUUUGGAGGUUUGCAACCUUUAGUGCAGCAUGCGGAUCAAGUGUACAAAUGUACAUUUCGCAAAGUGGCAGAGCGGAAUCGAGCAUACUAUGAUAAAUACCCCGAGGAUGUGGCGCGCGUGAGAAAUAUUAUGGCGUAUUUGGUACGUGGUGGUGGCGGGGAUGGGGAGAUUGGACUUCCUUCGGGAGGGAAAUUGACGAGGAGGAGAUUUUGCGCCAUGGGGAUUAUGUUGGGAAUGCAUGGGGGAUUGGAUAGUGUGCAUGAGAUUGUACACCGCGCGAACAACGAUAUUGAACUUUUUGGACAUUUGACUCGAGGGACGCUUUCGAUGAUUGAUGCUGCUACUUCCUAUGACGAUCAUCUCAUUUACGCCAUCCUCCACGAACCCAUUUACUGCAAUGGGCCGGGGACGGCGUCCCGAUGGUCUGCAGAGCGCGUACAGGCGGAAUUCGCAGAAUUUGAUAUCGAUCGUGCAGACGGACCGAUAUAUUUCACGGGAGAGAUGAUCUACCCGUGGAUGUUUGAAGACUAUGCGGAACUGCGCAAGGUGCGAGACACUGCGAAUCGGGUGGCAGCAGAGGAUGAUUGGCCUGCGCUGUUUGAUCGGGAGCAAUUGGCACGGAAUGAAGUGCCCGUGUAUGCGGCAAGCUACGUGGAAGACAUGUACGUCGACUUUGGCCUGGGAUCCGAGACGGCCAAGUCGAUCAAAGGGGCCAAAGUGUUCGUCACGAAUGUCAUGUUUCAUGACGCCAUUCGUUCGCGGAUGGACGAGGUUGUCAAGCAGGCGUUUGCUCUUCGAGAUGAUGUCCUGGAUUGAUGGAUGUCCAAGAUGGUUGGCCGCUGGCUGCUGUUGCCCCAGAUAUACCAUGCUCUCAACCCAUCGCAACGAGCUCGCACGGGGAUUAGACUCACGUCUCGAUGCAUCAUAAUGAUAUUAGACCAUCUCCUUUCCUCCACAAACUUCCCUCUUUCGUACCUGAACUUCACACAUCCUCCUCCUCCUCCACAUCAAUCACAACCCCUUCCCGUCUUGCAGUCCUAUAAAUCCACUCCGUGAUCGGCUUCACAUCCUCCCACUUGAUCGGGAUCCGAUGCCCACCAUCCCACUCGAUCACAUCCGCCGUCUGGGGAUCACAAUACUGGCGCAACAACUUUCGAUGCAGAUGCAACCCUUCAUCCAUCAACCCAUGCACAUGCAACGUCGGCAAGCGCAAGAUAUGCGGAGAGAUGCCCUCAUACUCAAACCCUUCACUCAUUUGGCCCGCAGACACCAAUGCGGGGUCUUUACUAUAUUCUCCCAAACUCACGAGCGGAUUCCUCCCCGCCAUCAACACCGCAAAUCGAUAAUUAUUCGUCGUCGUCCUCCCAUCUUCUUUUUCUUCUUCUCCCUCUCCCCUCCCAAUCCCCCUCUCCCUCCUAAUCUGCUCAUCAAACGCCAAACUAGCCGCAACCUUCGCACCCUGACUAAACCCCAACAAACCCACCCACUCCCCCGUCGCGCCAUGACGUUCCGUAUCCUCACGUUGACACCUCUCAAUCUCGUACAAAAUCUCCUCCACAGCCGCUUCGUCGUCAAUAGGCGGAUGAUCGGGUGUCCAGCGCAGCCAUCGCCGAAAAGGUCCGCAGUCGGCGUAGACGGGGAAAAUUCCGGGGCCGGCGGAGCAGAACCAGGGCCCGUCGGCGAAGACGAGGCGGAAGUGGGGGAGGUGUUUGAUUAGAGCGCGGCAUUGCGUGCGGAAGAUGGAGGAGUUGACGCCGCCGCCGUGGAGGCAGAGGAUGCGGGGCGCGUGGAGGGAGGGGGUGGUGGAAGGAGAGGACAUUGUCGUUGGGCGAGGUCUUGCCCUGGGGUGGGGGGGACUGGACGAUGUCGUUUUCGUUGUGGAUCGGGUAAGUGUGUCUAUUCCAAUAAUACAGGUAGGUAGGAAGAUCAGUGUG